AUGACUUUUGCCGAGCUUGUGGACCGCGUGGCCAGCAACGGGCCGUUCCAGUUCCUGCACACGGUCCUGCUGGGCCUCCCCAUCCUCGGCAUGGCCAACCACAACCUGCUGCAGAUCUUCACAGCCGCCACCCCCACCCACCACUGCCGCCCGCCACCCAAUGCCUCCAUGGAGCCCUGGGUGCUCCCCAUGGGCCGGAACGGGAAGCCUGAGACGUGCCUCCGUUUCGCAUAUCCAUCCAACGCCAGCCUGCCCAAUGACACCCAGGGGGCCACGGAGCCCUGCCUGGAUGGCUGGACCUAUGACGUCAGCUCCAGGGACUCCAUCGUGGCUGAGUGGGACUUGGUAUGCAACUCCAGCAAACUGAAGGAGCUGGCCCAGUCUAUCUUCAUGGCGGGCAUACUGAUUGGGGGGCUCGUGCUGGGAGCCUUGUCUGACAGGUUUGGCCGCAAGCCCAUCCUGACCUGCAGCUACCUUCUGCUGGCGGCCAGCGGCUCAGGCGCAGCCUUCAGCCCCACCUUCCACACCUACACAGUCUUCCGCUUCCUGUGUGGCUUCGGCAUCUCAGGCAUUACCCUGAGCACCGCCAUCCUGAAUGUCGAGUGGGUGUCCACCCGAAUGCGGGCCAUCAAGUCGAUUGCAGUCGGCUACUUCUACACCAUUGGCCAGUUCAUUCUGCCCGGCCUGGCCUAUGUCAUUCCCCAGUGGCGCUGGCUCCAGCUAACCGUGUCCAUUCCCUUCUUCACCUUCUUCCUGUUGUCCUGGUGGCAACCAGAGUCCAUCCGCUGGAUGGUCCUGUCUGGAAGAUCCCCCAAGGCCCUGAAGACACUCCGGCAGGUGGCAGCCUUCAACGGGAAGAAGGAGGAAGGAAAGAAACUCAGCCUGGAGGAGAUCAAACUCAACACGCAGAAGGAAGUGGCCUUGGCCAAGGCCAAGCACAGCGUAGCUGACCUGUUCCGGACACCCGUCCUGCGCCGAAUGACCUUCUGUCUUUCCCUGGCCUGGUUUUCCACUGGUUUUGCCUACUACAGUUUGGCUAUGGGUGUGGAGGAAUUUGGAGUUAACCUCUACAUCCUCCAGCUCAUCUUUGGCGGGGUCGACGUCCCAGCCAAGUUCAUCACUAUGCUGGCCAUAAGCUAUCUGGGCCGGCACACCACCGAGGCUGCUCUUCUGCUCCUGGCAGGAGGGUGCGUCCUGUCUCUCAUCUUUGUGCCUGCAGACUUGAUGACCCUGAGGACGGUACUGGCUGUGUUUGGGAAGGGAUGUUUGUCCGGCUCCUUCAGCUGCCUCUUCCUCUUCACGAGCGAGCUGUACCCCACAGUCACCCGGCAAACAGGUAUGGGCAUAAGUAAUAUGUGGGCCCGCGUGGGAAGCAUGACAGCCCCCCUGGUGAAAAUCACGGGGGAGCUGAAACCCUUCAUCCCCAAUGUCAUCUUUGGGAGCAUCGCCCUCCUGGGAGGCAGCGCAGCCCUCUUCCUGCCUGAGACACUCAAUCGGCCCUUGCCAGAGACUAUUGAGGACGUAGAAAACUGGUCCCAGCGGGCAAAGAAGUCAAAGCAGGAGCCAGAAGCAGAAAAGGCAUCCCAGAGGAUCCCUCUGCAGCCUCAUGAUCCAGGCCUGGGCCCCAGCUGA
Messenger RNA from Dama dama (fallow deer), 1632 nucleotides. RefSeq names its product solute carrier family 22 member 8 (gene SLC22A8). NCBI's taxonomy places the organism in Eukaryota, Metazoa, Chordata, Mammalia, Artiodactyla, Cervidae. Bases 1 to 1632 code for a protein of 543 amino acids. Gene Ontology annotation, cellular component: membrane. Gene Ontology annotation, biological process: transmembrane transport. The record is from RefSeq and is a predicted model, not a curated record. The transcript has 10 exons. Gene Ontology annotation, molecular function: transmembrane transporter activity.